GUUCUGCACUACAUGGCGAUGCAGAAACCUGCAGACCUGGCCCGUCACCUCCUGCCCUGUAUACUUCAUGCAACUAUUCAGAAGUUAAAGGAAGAAGAGUCUGCUGAAGAUAUUCCAUCAGUGCAAAAAACCAUUCAGCAAGCUACAGUUCAAGCGAGCAAGCUCCUGCAGUCCCCCAACCAGGACUACAAGAAGUUAGAGGAUUUCAUUAACCAGCUGCUGAGCAUGGAGACAGUCAUCACUCAAGCUCGCUCGCUCAAGGCCAAGUUCUCCAUUCCUGAGGACGACAGCGGAGAGGCUGCUGAUGAACUGAAGAAGUUUGUGAGCUCCCUGCUGGAGGAACCAGAGGUGGUAGUGACAGGAGCAGGCCAGGGCCUGGCUGGCAGUAUAAUCCACAGACUCUUCAUCAGUGCUCAGAGGCUGGCUGACUUCACCACUGAUGAGGCUGCCCUUCUGGCGCCCGUCGAUGAGGACUUGGGAUCUGACAAGAAGCAAACUGGGGGAAGCAGCAGAGUACCAGACUUCCCUCCUCCAGCAGGCCGGGAGAUCUUGUUGCGCACCUGUGUGCCGCGACCAGCAGCGUACUCCAAGGCGCUGCCUCAGCGGCUCUUCUGUGUCCUGAUGAGGGAGGAGUUUAGGUUGACCGGAGCCUUUUCCACAGACACGUCCUUCUUUUAAGUCCUGUGAACAAUUCACACCUGGGAUAAAGAUAAGUGAAGGACACAGGAUGGAGACUUUCACAUGUAUGAACGUGGCCAUGGAGUAAGA
Messenger RNA from Maylandia zebra (zebra mbuna), 768 nucleotides. The record is from RefSeq and is a predicted model, not a curated record. Lineage: Eukaryota; Metazoa; Chordata; Actinopteri; Cichliformes; Cichlidae.